CCUCCCCGCGACCGCUGCCCUCCAUCGCGAGUCUUCCGCUGCGUCCACCCCUCAAAUCCACCAAACUAUCCCAGAACAGAGAAGGGAAGUAGAAGAAGAGGCGUUCUCUUUUCGGCAGGGCUAUCUCUUCCCGAUGUUCCGGAUCGCCUCUCGCUCGGGCCUGCUUGGUGGCAAGAGAUGCUACAGCGCCGCCGCCGCCAAGGGCGGCCUCUCAAUCAGUGGCGUAAGUGACAUCAUUGCGGUCGCCUCGGGGAAAGGUGGUGUCGGCAAGUCCACCACUGCAGUUAACAUUGCUGUAGCACUUGCAAAGGAGUUCAAGCUUAAAGUCGGUUUGCUAGAUGCUGACAUAUAUGGACCAUCCAUUCCUACAAUGAUGCAUCUGGAUGAAAAGCCUGAAGUAAGUGAAGACAUGAAGAUGAUUCCAGUUGAGAACCAUGGAGUGCGAUGUAUGUCCAUCGGGUUUCUUGUAGAAAAAGAUGCGCCAAUCGUUUGGAGAGGUCCUAUGGUAAUGAGUGCUCUUGAGAAGAUGACAAGGGGAGUAGCCUGGGGUAAUCUGGAUAUUCUUGUUGUUGAUAUGCCCCCAGGCACUGGUGACGCUCAACUAUCAAUGUCCCAAAGGCUUCGCUUAUCUGGUGCUUUAAUUGUCUCUACUCCUCAAGAUAUCGCUCUGAUUGAUGCCAGAAGAGGAGCAAACAUGUUUCGUAAAGUUCAAGUUCCUAUUCUAGGAUUAGUAGAGAACAUGAGUUGCUUCAAGUGCCCAAAGUGUGAUGAGAAGUCUUACAUUUUUGGGAAUGGUGGAGCUCAGAGAACUGCGGAGGACAUGGAUAUGAAAUUUCUUGGUGAGAUACCUCUUGAAAUCGACAUCCGAACAGGCUCGGAUGAAGGAAAACCAAUUGUAAUAUCUUCGCCGAACUCUGCAUCAGCACAAGCUUACCUGGGUGUUGCUGACAAGGUAACUCAGAGGCUCAAGGAGUUAGCCGAGGAGCGAUUGAUGGGCCCAGAAAUUUCGCUUUGAGUAUAUGUUGGCCUAUGUGUAUCAUCUCUUUUCGGUUUGUAAUAUCAAACCAUUUUGCUUUAAAAGAACAGCCAUUCUGAUGAGCC
This is a messenger RNA of Lolium rigidum, 1101 nucleotides long. Its product is annotated as iron-sulfur protein NUBPL-like. Lineage: Eukaryota; Viridiplantae; Streptophyta; Magnoliopsida; Poales; Poaceae. The record is from RefSeq and is a predicted model, not a curated record. The transcript has 8 exons. The coding region runs from base 134 to 1015 and encodes 293 amino acids. Gene Ontology annotation, biological process: iron-sulfur cluster assembly; mitochondrial respiratory chain complex I assembly. Gene Ontology annotation, cellular component: mitochondrion. Gene Ontology annotation, molecular function: 4 iron, 4 sulfur cluster binding; ATP-dependent FeS chaperone activity; ATP binding.